Molecule: messenger RNA, 2971 nt
Organism: Sinocyclocheilus rhinocerous
Lineage: Eukaryota; Metazoa; Chordata; Actinopteri; Cypriniformes; Cyprinidae
Product: interferon-induced very large GTPase 1-like
Exons: 1
Coding region: 41-2353 (770 amino acids)
Molecular function (GO): GTP binding
Source: RefSeq, a predicted model, not a curated record
UGUGAAGUAUUUUGCUCAGCUCUGGGAGGGCAGUCCGCCCAUGGCUCCACCAAACCCAAACUACUGUGAGAACAUUCAAGACCUGAAGAAAACUAUAAUAACUCAUGCAUCAAAAUCACAUGGAAUGAUGAUGAAAGAAUUCAAAGUUCGUAUUAAUGAUCUCUGGGAAGCUUUACUGAAUGAACGAUUCGUCUUCAGCUUCAGAAAUUCUCUGGAGAUUUCAGCUUACAGGAAACUGGAGACUGAAUACAGCAGGUGGUCCUGGAGGCUUCGCCGUGCCAUGCUGGAAACUGAGAACAAACUGCACAACCAAAUAGAAAAUGAAGCAAUUCAUGAGGUUGAGGAAACUGAUCUUCACAAAGAGUUGAAGAAGACAAGUGAAGAAGUGAAAAAAUCAGUGUCAGAAUUCUUUGAGAAAGACGCAGAUGCAAAUAUACUGAUUCAGUGGAAAACAUCAUUUGACAUUAAAAUCAAAGAGCUACAGGAAAGCAUUGUAAGAGAAACAAAGAGGAAAUUAAAUGAGAUUCUUAAGCAGCGAGACCUGAAGAAAGAGAUUGAUGCUCAGAGGACACAUCAUGAAAACACUCUCUUUGAAAAGAGCAAAGAACUCGCCUUAAAACGCAAAGACAAAGCAAAUGAUGAAGAAACACUAAAGAAAGAGUUUGGUUUGUUUUGGAACCAGUGGAUGAAGACAAUCAGCAGAGACACUCAAACAACAAGAGACAUUGACAUAAUGAGAGAUAUGAGAGAGAUCCUCGGUGACAUCUAUGAAAGUAUUAAUGCAGACCACCGGAAGGACAGCAGGGAUAUUAUAUCUGUGCAGAGUUAUUCAGAUUAUGUACAGUUAAAGAAAUCAAGCGAAUUUUUCACAAAUGCCUGCAGAGUAGUUAAAAAUCUGCUGGGUCGCAAUCUCUCUGAGGAGGAUGAAGCCCAAAUAAGAUCAUUAGUCAAUGAUGUUGUUCAGCAGACAGACAAAAUGAUUCAGUCUUUUAACAUCUCAAAGAUGGGCUACAACAUCAGCUACAUUCAACAACUCAUAGAUUACAUCAAAGCAAGAGUAAUAGAACAUGAGGAAGGACCAGUUAAAUAUGUGUUCAAGAAUGAAUUCUUCAUGGACUUGGUUCUUUCCAUCUGUAAGAGAGCAAAUAAGAUGAUCACUGAGCAACACAGAAUGUUCAAAGAGGCCAAUGAUCCUGAAAUAUAUGUUAAGAAGAAGAGAGAAGAGUAUUAUAGUAUUUUCCAGAAAUACUGUCAUGGAGCAACAUCAGCUGCCAUUUUUGGUGAGAUCAUCUGUCAGAAACUCAAAGAACCCAUUGAACAGAGUGUCUACAAGAAGACUGCCAGAGAGUUAGCAAAUGAUAUGAGAACAGACUGUCCAUCACUGAAUGGAAACAGGUCAAAUCUUGAGAAACACAUCCUGAAGAAACUGGCAGAAGAGGAGAAUUUUAACAAGUACAUGAACUAUGUUCAUAACACAAGAGAUCACUUCAGUGGUUUCAUAAGAGAUGAAGUCAGUCGGUACAUCACUGAUACGUUCAAUGUCCGUGUUUUACCAAAGAUGAAGAAGAACAUUAAACUCCUGCAGCAAAAGAUCAUGGAAGCAGCACAUGAAUCUACUGAACAUGUUCGAGUGAACAGAGGAGAUGAAUCUACUGAACAUGUUCGAGUGAACAGAGGAGAUGCUGGUUUGUGGUUGAAGAGUUUCACACAGCAGCUCUCAAAAGAGCUGAUCUUCUCUGAAAAGGACCUCAGUGGAGUCAAACACGAUGAUGUUGAUGAUUUCAAACUCCUAGAAGAUGUGAUAAAGAGAGAACUUCCUUCUAUAAUGUCAAACAUCAGCAGUAGAUUCGACACAAAUACUUUUCCAGUAAAGCUGGACUAUAAAGACAGACCAGAUCAGCUUCUGAUUGAUGACUUAUGUCAGUGCUGUUGGGAUCAGUGUCCAUUCUGUGGAGCCAUCUGCACCAACACCAUAGAAAACCAUGAUGAAGAUCACAGUGCUGUUUUCCAUGGAGUGAAAGGAGUAAAUGGGACCGCGUUCAAGGAUACAACAAACUUCUGUGUUUGGAUCUGCACAACAUCAGUGUCAAGCAGUGAUCGAUCUUUUUAUCUCCGUGCCGAUGAUAAAACAUUCCUAUACAGGGAAUACAGAAAAGCAGGAGGAGUUUUUGCUAAGUGGAGCAUCACCCCUGAUCUCUCCGAACUGCCCUACUGGAAGUGGGUUGUGUGCAGAUUCCAGAGAGAUCUUGAAAAAUACUACAAAAAUACAUUUGAUGGUUAUGGUAAGAUCCCAGAUGAAUGGAGAAAACACUUAAAAAAGGAUGCUACGGAGAGUUUGAAUAAAUACAUCUAAUUUAACAAGUAAAGUGAUUUUGUUUAGGUCUAAGAUAUACAGAACAGAGAUUGAAAUGAUUUUGUUCCUGACUUGACUUAAGUGAGUUUGAAAUCAUCUAAACUUCAGCUAACAGAAUACAUUAGAGGAGUGGUUUAGACUGUCUCCAUUGUCUUGCCCAUUUUAAACACAAAAGCAUUGAAAUAUAAUUCCAUCUUUCCAUCACCAUUUUCCUUUAGGGGCUCCAUACCUUUAGGGCUUACAUUGCAAGUUUAAUAGCAAAAAUAAAUACAUUUAUAUAUACAAAUAUUAUAAUGAGCAUUUAACUAUCAUACUCAUGUUGCACAUGCCAUGUUCUGACUGUAAGAGGCAAAUUUCUUGCUUUGUAGGAUGUCAGAACUCAGUUGCAGAAUUAAUCUUUAUAUGAAUGCAUGAGCUAUAUAAAAGUGCAAUGUAUCUCCAUGCAAUUUUUUUUAAAGACGUCUCCCUGAAUAAACAAGUAUACUAUCCGAUUAGUGUUUUAGUUAGUAAUUGUAAUCUGAUUACAGGAAUAUAGUAAGGCAUUUGUUACUGAAAUUAAAUAAAUGAUGUGUUUCUCCUAACCCUGCAUGUAACACAUAGUUGAUAUGGAAAAAAAAA